This is a messenger RNA of Cuculus canorus (common cuckoo), 2157 nucleotides long. RefSeq names its product butyrylcholinesterase (gene BCHE). Bases 160 to 1974 code for a protein of 604 amino acids. The record is from RefSeq and is a predicted model, not a curated record. Gene Ontology annotation, cellular component: plasma membrane. Gene Ontology annotation, biological process: choline metabolic process; acetylcholine catabolic process. NCBI's taxonomy places the organism in Eukaryota, Metazoa, Chordata, Aves, Cuculiformes, Cuculidae. Gene Ontology annotation, molecular function: acetylcholinesterase activity. The transcript is spliced from 4 exons.
UGUUCCUGGUUCCUUAAUCUGAUAUUUAUCUGACAGUAGGUAAACCAGCAAUUGUAGAUAUAAGUAGUUUGGCUUCUUGGUAGUCGGUUCUUGGCCUAAGAAAGCUCUUUUAUUCAAAGAAAGAAGCAGCAAAACGGGAAAAUCAGCUUUUAAGGCAUCAUGAUGUGGAUGAAUGGUACAAGUCUCUAUACCAGAUUUCUUAUGUGGCUUCUUCUCCUGUAUAUGUUCAUCAGGAAAGUAAUGCCUGAAGAUAACAUCAUUACAACGAAGCAAGGUAGAGUCAGAGGGACGAAUCUGCAAGUACUGGGGGGAACUGUGACAGCCUUCCUUGGAAUACCUUAUGGACAACCGCCCAUUGGUAGACUGAGAUUUCAAAAACCAGAACCUCGUGAGAAGUGGUCAGAUAUUUGGGAUGCCACAAAGCACGCGAACUCUUGUUACCAGCUUAUAGAUACAACUUACCCAGGAUUUCCUGGAACAGAGAUGUGGAAUCCGAAAACUAAUCUCAGUGAAGACUGCCUGUACCUUAAUGUAUGGAUUCCUUCUCCCAAACCUAAGAAUGCAACUGUCAUGGUGUGGAUAUACGGCGGUGGCUUUGAGAGUGGAUCGACUUCCUUACCUGUGUAUGAUGGCAAGUUUCUGGCCAGGGUAGAAAGGGUCAUUGUAGUUUCCAUGAACUACAGGACAGGUGCAUUAGGAUUUUUGGCUUUGCCGGGAAACCAGAAAGCUCCUGGAAAUGCAGGUUUAUUUGAUCAAAGAUUGGCACUUCAGUGGGUUCAGGAGAACAUAGCGGCAUUUGGAGGCAAUCCAAAAAGUGUGACUAUAUUUGGAGAGAGCGCUGGCUCGGCUUCUGUCAGCUACCAUAUCCUUUCUCCUAAAAGUCAUCCUUUAUUCACAAGAGCCAUCAUGCAAAGUGGAUCUGCAAAUGCCCCUUGGGCUGCCAUUACAGCAUCUGAAGCCAGAAACAGAACAGUGGCUUUAGCUAAAAAACUCCAGUGUCCCACCAGCAACGAGACAGAGCUAAUUCUCUGUCUCCAGGACAAAGACCCAAAGGAUAUACUGGAGAAUGAAGUUUUUGCUGUAACACAUAAGUCUCUUCUAAACAUAUAUUUUUGUCCUACUGUGGAUGAUGAUUUUCUCUCAGAUAUGCCAGAAACAUUGAUUCAGAAUGGUCUUUUCAAACAAACACAGAUCUUGGUUGGUGUGAACAAACAUGAAGGGUCAGAGUUUCUAGUAUAUGGAGGAGUCCCUGGUUUCAGUAAGGAUAAUGAUAGCUUGAUAAAUAAAACAGAAUUUGAAGCAGCUUUAACUAUGUCCUUCCCAGAAGCAAGCCAGCUUGCAAUAGAAUCAAUUAUUUUUCAGUACACAGAUUGGGAAAAUGAACAAAAGCCAGAACAUUACCGCGAUGCCAUGGUUGAUAUUCUUGGUGACUACAAUAUAAUAUGUCCUGCACUGGAAUUCACAAAAAAAUUUGCACAAGUAGGACAUAAAGCAUUCUUUUAUUUCUUUGAACAUCGAUCCUCAAAGCUCCCUUGGCCAGAGUGGAUGGGGGUAAUGCAUGGUUAUGAGAUCGAGUUUGUGUUCGGAUUGCCCCUAGAAAGAAGAGUGAAUUACACCAAAGCUGAAGAAACUUUAAGCCGAUCCAUGUUGAGAUACUGGGCAACAUUUGCAAAAACUGGAACUCCAAAUGGGACCUUGACUAAUGGAACGAUAUGGCCAGUCUUCACUACUACUGAACAAAAAUAUUUGACAUUAAACACCAACACUUCAGAGAUACUGACAAAGUUACGUGCUCAGCCUUGUCGAUUCUGGAAUGUUUUUUUUCCUAAAGUCCUGGAAAUGACAGAAAACAUUGACGAAGCAGAACGAGAGUGGAAAGCAGGAUUCCAUCGUUGGAACAAUUACAUGUCAGACUGGAAAAAUCAAUUUAAUGAUUACGCUAGCAAGAAGGAGAGAUGUGCAAGCUCUAAUUAAUAUGUUUACCCUUUCCAGUAUGUCUGUAUCACUGUUCAUCAAGUCAAAUAUACAGGUAGCUUUCUAACACAUCUAGCAUUAAAUGUGUUAUGCAGAUCAAGAAAAUGUUAUGGAUAUAAUUUUGAUUCCCCAGAUCUUUCAUUUAUAUUUUACCUCAUAUCUAAAUAAACAAUAUAAGGCAUC